Molecule: messenger RNA, 1371 nt
Organism: Onthophagus taurus
Lineage: Eukaryota; Metazoa; Arthropoda; Insecta; Coleoptera; Scarabaeidae
Source: RefSeq, a predicted model, not a curated record
AGUUAAAAUCGGUUAUUUCUCUCAAUAACGACGUUGGUGUGUUUAAAGAUCUUUAAAAAAAGAUUGUAAAGUUUACGGCGUUUGCAAAAGAAGUAAGAAACAUGCUGAAUUAUGGAAUCUUCAUCAAUGGCUGCUGAUUCUGUAAGAAGUUUAGUACUGGUAGAAAACGAAACGUACGAAUUAAUAGACGGCGACGGUAAUUUCUACGUUAGCAAAACAAAUUUAGGUCCAACAUAUCCCACAAACGAUCCAUUCUCAAAUUUUUCCAAUCCCGAUCUCGACGAGCAAAUCUCUUCGUUAAUCCCACCACAAUCAAACAUGGAACCGAUUUUAAUAAACGAUUACGCAAAAAUGAAUUUUUUCACGCAAGCAAAUGCAAAUGUUACGAUAUAUCUUAACACCGAUAACGGUGGUAGUUUUAUCAACAACGAUACGUGCAUAAACAAUGAAGUAAUCGAUCUCACCACAAAUAAUUCCAACAUUAUCGAUGAUGUUAAAAAACAGCCUCACCAAAAAGAAAAUCAAGAUUUACCCGAAUUUAUCGAUAUAUCCCAAUUGAAAAUACCUUUUCCAGAGGUUCAACUAAAAAAUAAAGAUGAGGAAAAAGAUAAACAAAUCAUUUCUUCCGACAUUACUGAAACUGAAACAGGAGAAGAUGACAAUGAUGUAGUUUUCGUUAAAGAAUACACAAUUCAUAAUACAACAAUCGACGAAGAUGUUGUUCCUUUAGAUUUAAGAAGUAGAAACGAAGAAAAAGAUAAAGUAGUCCAAGAACCAAGAAGAAACCCAAAAAGAACCGUACAAAUUCUUAAAGAAUAUUAUAGUAGUUUUAAAUAUAGUCCGGAUUUUUACGGAACCGGUAAAAGAAAACGGGAAUGUUGUGACACAAAAAAGAAGCUAGGUGCAAUUCUUAAUCCACCACCGCUUUUAACUAACGAAAAUUUUAAAGAAUGGCCGGUUGAAGGAAUGCAUGAAAAACCCGUUUACAACCCAACAUCGAAAAAAUUAGAAAUAUUUGGAAAAGAGAAGAAAAAAGCUCCGGUGAGAAAAGUGAAAGAAGUUGUUAAAAAACGAACCUUCAAAAAAGGUAAACGCCGAAUAUGUAAAAAUAAAAUUCAAGAAGAGGUCAAUGAGGGAGUUUCAAAAGAAUUUGCGACGUUAACUCACGAAACUUUACAAGAAGUUAUCGGUUAUGUUCAACAAAUAAAAGAUUAUAAUAGUAUUGUCAAAGAAGAAAAGAAACUGAUAAACUUGGAAAGUUUAAAACAACUUGUUACAGAUUCUUGUGUUUUAUACAGUAUAGCAAAUGACGUUCCUCAAAAAUCUGUAUCAAAAUAUUUGAAGACAAUUAGAAAAGAUAUUAAAUUGUGA